AUGCCGACUCCUCAACCUCCCCGCACCAGACGGCAACAGGAGCGCGAAGCAGAGUCCCUCGCGCAUCUCCGUAAGGACUUCCGAUACGCUCCACAGCGCUUGUACUCUCCGUUCACCGCCGGAUGUUCGCACACCUUCCCUAUCGCUGAUUUUACCGAGGCGCACUACAACCAAGACGACACCAGCCUAAACAAGACGCUCUGGAGUCUGUGGCCUGUCGCUCCGCCUGACGGGUACAAGAAGGUGCUCGCCCAUCAGGAGGCGAAGCGAGACGAACUCACGUUUGACGGAGAGAAGGAUCCUAGUGAACCGGGCUGGUUCGACCAGACGCGCCUCCCGGCUGUUCUGCCCCACGCCGAACGCUUCCGCAUCGCUUCGAUGGUGCGCCUCAUCCAGGAGCUGCACGUGCGUCUCAACGGGGCAGGUUGGCUUCAGUUCGACACACUCGCGGACGGUGUUUCCCCCAUGAGCCUGCUGCAAACUCGCCAGAUGAUGCUCGACGUCGCUCCGUUGAGCAAGGCGGUCGACACUGCGAAGAAGAUCAAGAAGGAAGCCCAUGACCUUCUCAAGGUGGAUCACGACUACGAGAACGAGGACGUCCUCGCCCUCUUCGGUGCUGGUAUUGGCAAACAGUGCAGUGCGCUGUUUGCUCUCUGGCCGUGGACAGCCAGCGGCUUGCUCAUGACCCCCGACGUCGCCUUCGGUACCGGUAUCGCCCAGCUUCAACUGUGGCUUGACAUCUCGUACGCGUGCUUCUUCCUCAAAGGCCACGCAAAGCGCGAGAGCGGGAGGCUUCCAAAUGGCACGCCCUACGAGGACACGGAGGGAUACUACUUUGUCAUCCUCGGGCGUCUUGCCAACUUCAUUCCAAUCCACACCCGUUACGUCCCAUUCGGCGUUCUGCAGCAGGCUAUUCAUCACAUCUCCGUGUUUCCGCUCAUGAUUUCGACGCUCCAAGAGCUCUGGGUCCCCGAGUUGAUGGAGGCUCUCAUUCUGAGCGUUCGCUGCUCAACUGGAGCUGGCCUGACUCCUAACGCAUGGGCUCAUGCCGAUUGCGAUGCUAGCCACAGAGGCUGUAUGGGAAUUGGCUACAGCCAGGAAACCAGGUUGGAGUCUGUCGCCAGCAUCGUCAAGUUGAGGGAUGAGCGCGUGACGCGUAAGGAGCAGCUCCUGGAGGAGUGCCGCUUGGCAGAGGCUAAGGACAGUGAUGGAGAAAGCGAGGGAGACGAGAGCAAGGGAGAGAGUGAAUGGACCUAUGACAAGAAGGGGCGGAAGAAGUUUGGGCCCAAGGAGGAGUACAGCAUCCGCGGUUGCGUCAACUUCGUCAGCAACGGUGAGCGCCUCCGCGCAUCGCCCAGGGCAUCGGCAUUCCGCCAUGGCUUCGGCAUCACUGCCGGCCAGCUUGCUUCAACCUUUACAUUGUCACUCACACCAACCGGCUUCGUCGUCUUUGACACUCCAUCUUCUGGGUCAACCCUUCAACCCGAGACAUCCCCGCAAUCCGGAGUUCGAACUGUCCCCUCUUGA
This is a messenger RNA of Trichosporon asahii var. asahii CBS 2479, 1527 nucleotides long. RefSeq lists its product as uncharacterized. The record is from RefSeq and is a predicted model, not a curated record. The transcript is spliced from 6 exons. The coding region runs from base 1 to 1527 and encodes 508 amino acids. NCBI's taxonomy places the organism in Eukaryota, Fungi, Basidiomycota, Tremellomycetes, Trichosporonales, Trichosporonaceae.